UCGUUUUCCUCAGCCUCAGCAGCCGCGGCGGUGCCGGCGAUGAGCGAGCGGCCGCCGGGGAAGCGGGGAAGGCGCAGCCCUCAUUCGGCCUCCGCCCGCCGGCGGCGCUUCCUCCUCUCGUUGCCCUCGUCGCCUUAGAGCAGCAGGCGAUGUGGAGCUCUGGGGCCGCCGUGCUGCAGCUCCUCGCCCGGGCGACCAAGCACGCCGUUGCCCAGGGAUCCCGGCAGGACCUGAGCCGCUGGCUGCCUCGGCUGGGCGCUGCUGGGGAGCUGAGCGAGGCGGCGGCGGCGGCGGAAGGGCUGUGUUUUGGAGAGCAGAACGGGCUGCACCAUUAUGCUCAUCCUUGCCAGGACCAGGCGGCGGAGGUGCUGCUGUGCCAGCUGCCCGAUGCGGGACCCGGCUCGGCCGAAGGCAGGACGUGGCGCUGGUCGUGCUGCCUGCUGGGCACCUGCUGGUGCAAGAGCUGCCUGAGCGUGUGCUUCUUGGCGGCCCUGUGCUUCGCCUCGCUCGCCCUUGUGCGCCAGUACCUGCGCGACCUGAUGCUCUGGGCCGAGAGCUUGGACAGCCUGGCCGGCGUGCUGCUCUUCACCGUGGGCUUCAUCGUGGUCUCCUUCCCUUGCGGCUGGGGCUACAUUUUGCUUAAUGUGGCCGCGGGCUACCUCUAUGGCUUCGUGCUGGGCAUGGGCCUCAUGGUGCUGGGGGUCCUCAUUGGCACUUUCAUCUCUCAUGUGGUCUGCAAGAAGCUGCUGGCCCGAUGGGUACAAGCCAGGAUCCAGGGCAGUGAGAAGCUCAGCGCCGUCAUCCGUGUGGUGGAGGGAGGAAGUGGCCUCAAGGUGGUGGCCUUGGCUAGGCUCACCCCGAUACCCUUCGGGCUCCAAAACGCAAUCUUCUCUAUAACAGAUCUUUCUCUGCCUAACUACCUGAUGGCUUCCUCCAUUGGAUUGCUUCCAACUCAGCUCUUAAACUCCUACUUGGGCACCACCUUGCGCACAAUGGAGGAUGUUAUUGCAGAACAAAGUGUUAGUGGUUAUUUCAUAUUUAGUUUACAGAUUCUAAUAAGUAUAGGCUUCAUGUUUUAUGUUGUCCACCGGGCUCAAGUGGAGCUGAAUGCGGCCAUUGUUGCAUGUGAAAUGGAAAUGAAGACAUCACUUGUUCAAAGCAGUCAUUCAUGCAACAGCAGUUCAACAUUUUGCAACAAGAGGACGCUUGCAUUUUCUGGAGGAGGAGUCAAUAUUGUAUGAUUUCUCUUCUGCUCUCCCCCCUUCCCCCAAAGUAUUACAUUAGGAUGUUGUGAACCUGAAUAGCCUGACCUGUUGCCUAGACCUAACUCCUCUGAGCAUCUCAGCAAGACUUAAACCCCAAACAGGUGACAGAUGUACUUUGGCACAAAACCAUGCUGGUGGUUUUUAAAAAUUGCACAGUGGAUGGCAUUUUGCAAUGAAUCAAUAGGUGGCUAAGUAACUGUAAAUAUAGAUACAAGUUUGGCUGCACCUUUUUUCAUUAUUCGACUUGUCAUGGCCUGUAGCCUGCACUUUAGGUUCUAUUUGAGUUUUCUUCCACAAAUCUGAGAAAAAUAUCCCCAAGGUAAAUAUUUUUCUGCUUAGCAUUGUUUAUAAGGCUAAAUAAUAAUAUACGGUAGAUCUUUUAGUACUGGUGAAUGAGUGUAAAGUAUGCAACUUCAUGUACAGUACUUCUGAAUGUGCUUAGCUUUCAAAAUAUUUCCAGGAAGGAGUAUGUUCUCCCUCAAGGGCAGGUGAGCACUCAGCAUAGGGAAGGUCUUUCCUCCAGGGCUGCGAAGGCAAGACAAGCGCUUCCUGAGGAGGUAGCACCUCUCCCUAUACCCACAGUCAUUUUCCUGUCUGCGACAGGGAACAGGGUUUCUCUGGGUAUUCUCUAGUGACCCACUGGGAAAGAGGAACCCAAGGAGAAGGGGGAUUUUGCUAUUUCUGGGACCAUUUGGUUUCCCUUAUUCUUGUUUUCUGUUUCAGCUUGGGCUGAAGGGGGAGGGAAGGAAAUCUUUGGUUGAAUGUAUUUUUGUAAGCUACUGAAAUGUUGUGGAGCCAUUCAUAAUAUUCCACAUAAGUUUAAAUCCUACAUUGUGGGACUGAAGUGCUCUUAUAUAACAUUUUAAGUUACACUGUGUAAUAUGCAAAGUAAAAGGGGAACUACGGAGUAUAUGGUGGAUUGUGGCAAACAGCGGUCUGAAGCAGAACUGGCAAGGUGAAUGCAAGGCUUUGUUCUGACUGGGAAGUAACAAAAGGGCUCUUCCAUUACAACCCCAUUUCUAGUUAAUAAUACAGUGUUUUUGUGGGGUGCAUAGGUUAGCUUCACUUACAAAACAGAAGGAACUCUCUGAGAACACUACGGUACUAACGCAUCACGUGGCCUUUAUUUUAUAUGGAAAGCCAUUUGGUUUUUCUAUAAUGAAAGCUUUAAAAAUCAACAUAAUUCCCUCCAAAUAUUCUUUCUUCCAACCAUCAAAUAAUAUUCUUCUGGUAGACCUUUUGUGCAGUACUUUGAUAUCUUACCGAUGGAGUGCUGUGAAGAUUGUAUUUGUCCCUUUAUUCUUUUUGCAUUUGUUUAAACACUUGCAAAACUUUGGGAAAGGCAGAGGUUUCCCAUCAAGAAAAUAAAUGAACAGAAAAGGGCAGAGAUGUCAUGCAGGCUCAGGAAUCUAUACACAUUUUUAAAAGAAUAUAUUUCAUAUGAUACAGUGAUCCUUCUGCAGAGUCUGAGAUGCUUCUUUGUGGGUUUGCCUGGACUGGAAUAAGCCGAUCUGUGCUUGUGUAUUGGUAUCAUAAUUCUUUACAGAUGCAUAUUUGUAUUCCUGAAUUAUGUACUCACAAAAAAUGUUUCACAGCAGUUGAAACCAGCACAAAAACUACUUUGAACUCAAAUCUUAUUUUUGUCUGAAAUCUUGAUUAGUUUGUUCAGAACAAUAAAAUACAUUUCUGGCUCUUA
Messenger RNA from Heteronotia binoei (common prickly gecko), 2961 nucleotides. RefSeq names its product transmembrane protein 64 (gene TMEM64). The record is from RefSeq and is a predicted model, not a curated record. The transcript has 3 exons. Lineage: Eukaryota; Metazoa; Chordata; Lepidosauria; Squamata; Gekkonidae. The coding region runs from base 150 to 1241 and encodes 363 amino acids.